GACAGCUUCGUCCAUCGGAGCGCCCCCCGGAAGCUUUGGCGUUUAGAUACGAAUGUGUCAGUCGAUCGCUAUGAUCUGUCAGAGACCGUGAUUAUUACAAUUGCAUAUCAUUGUUGACAUCAAACGCGAAUGCAAGAUUUAUCAAAACCAUAAACUACAUACUUAUAAUCUAAUAUUGUGACGAAUUGAAUUUGUGCUACUUAGUAAGAGACCAAUUCUUUGAGCUGAUUCUACCGGGAACAUUGGUGAGUCUGCUAAAAAGAUCUCCGAAAAGUAAUCUCCGUCCCCAACAACCUCAAAGAAUUGAGGCAUCGGUAUGCAGGGAUCAUUUGAUCGUCAGACACGAUCGAAAUCACGAGCGGCCGCCAGUCGUUCUCAACCGACCCGCGGCGACGGUACACAUCUCGAAAUUCCGGAACCGAUUGCAGAAGUUUUUGAGCCCUCGGUGAUAGACGUUGAACACGGCGAUGAUAACGAUUGUGUCGAAUGUAGGAGACCCAACAGCGCUGAGUUGUACAUGGUACGAUGCGGAAAUUGCAAGCAUUGGUACCAUUUCUCGUGUGCGAAAGUGGAUACAGUUACGGCACAAUCUAGCGAUUUCGUUUGCGGUAAAUGCAAAGCAAAGGAUCCACCUCCUCCCGCCAGCUCGCGUACCGGGCGUUCGAGUGCUGCCAGUUCAAAAAGAGCUCAGAUUGCUCGGGAACUACAACGUUUGGAAGAAGAGAGGUUGCUUGUCGAAAAGGCAAUUGACGAAAAGUUGGAACGCGAGAAGGAGUUCUUGGCUCGGAAGCAUGAGCUGCUUCGCCAGCAGGACGAAGAGGUGUUUAGUAUACGGAGUAGCCGCAGCAGCCGAAGUCAAGCAAGCAGUAGGCAGAAAGUGGAAGCUUGGUUCAACAACCAAAUGUCCGAUUUACCCACCGUCGGGUCAAACCAAUCAAUUCUUCAACAGGUCCCAGCGACUGGACCUGCAGGGCCUGUUGGUUCGUCAACUCCUAUGGAAAUGAGCAGAGUGGCAGAGGUUGGUCUUCAGCGGGAUCAAGCUGGAACAACGGAAGUGGAGUCAGUUCCGCGUACCACCGACAGCAUUUCGAUUGGUGAGAGUUCUGUUGCCGAAGAUGAUUUCCAACAGCGAGGUCAGCAACAAAAUAUAGAACGGCCGGAAAGUGUCCCGAAUUUACCGUUAGUAAACAUUCAACCGUAUAUUCGUCUCCUCGAAGAAGUGAACCCUACAUGCUCGCUAGUUUCGAAUUUGAGAAAAACAGAUGCGUGUCCGAGGAUCGUGAAGAAGAUAGUGGGACCGUCUUUACCCUAA
Molecule: messenger RNA, 1312 nt
Organism: Aedes albopictus (Asian tiger mosquito)
Lineage: Eukaryota; Metazoa; Arthropoda; Insecta; Diptera; Culicidae
Exons: 3
Coding region: 317-1312 (331 amino acids)
Source: RefSeq, a predicted model, not a curated record